AUGGGCGAAGCGGAAGAUAGCAUGGAUCUACUAACAAGCGCCCUGGAAGGGUCGAUGCAAGUUGAUCCGGACGGAAUGGGCAUGCAUCCUCACUUUUCUGCCAAGUACAAAAAUACAUCAAAGCUCGCAGACGCCCAAGCCAGUCGUCGAGCUGCGGCUUUGGAGCGACAACGAUGUGGUCGAGAGGAUCUACAUAAUAGGAUUCGCAAAAUUGUCGAUAACGAGCCUUUUGAUGAGGAUGAAGAAGUGGACGAAGAAGAUAAGUCGAUGGACACCCAGUCUCCCGUUGAAUGGAAAAAACGAGCACAAACAGUCCGAUACAGGGGUCAGCUGAUGACAAGCGAAUGGCUCGUCGACAUACCCGAGGAACUAUCCAGCGACUGGACGAUGAUGGCCAGCCCGGUCGGCCGUCGUUGCCUUGUUGUGGCCCGCAAUAAGAUAACGAGCGUCUACAAGAAAACCGGCGAAUUGCUCACACAGUUUGUGUCCGGGCUCCCUGGCGGCGGCAAAAGUAAUCACGGCCAAUGCACCAUUCUCGACUGCAUCAUGGAACCGCACCCGAAAAAUGUUUUGUGGUGCCUCGACGUGCUUUCCUGGAACGGCAUGCUGUGUUCGGAUAACGACUUUCUAUUCCGCCAUUUCUUUUUGACUUCGCGUUUGGAAGAAAAUCCGGGCCUGCGCAAAAGUUCCGCCAAGUGCAAGUUUACGUUCCGGGACGCCCCAACAUGCCCAUGCAUAAAAGAAAAGAUGGAAGAGUUCAUGCAACAAAAGUUCGACUUCGAUCUCGACGGCCUAUUAUUUUAUUAUUCAGAGGGAUUUUACGUCGCUGGUCAGACUCCCUUGGUCGGUUGGUUGAAGCCGUUUAUGUUGACGCCUGAGCUCGGGGUUGCCGUCCCCAGUACCUACAACUUCAACGCCGGCGGCAAGAACACGAGUCAAUUUAUCGCAGAAUUCAACGAGAAGCACAAGCACAAAUCGCUGGUCGACGCCAAACCGGAGGAUAAUGGAGUGAAGAAGGGAGAAGAAGAGGAAAUGAAC
Molecule: messenger RNA, 1038 nt
Organism: Mesorhabditis spiculigera
Lineage: Eukaryota; Metazoa; Nematoda; Chromadorea; Rhabditida; Rhabditidae
Source: the annotation of a GenBank genome assembly